Messenger RNA from Osmia bicornis bicornis, 2247 nucleotides. Its product is annotated as zinc finger protein 534-like. The transcript has 5 exons. Lineage: Eukaryota; Metazoa; Arthropoda; Insecta; Hymenoptera; Megachilidae. Gene Ontology annotation, cellular component: nucleus. The record is from RefSeq and is a predicted model, not a curated record. The coding region runs from base 274 to 2172 and encodes 632 amino acids.
CGACGCGGAAUUCGAAGUUCGACCUCGACGCUCGCAUCACCUUAAUUAACUUUUUUAUUAAUCAUUAAUACAUAGGAUUUAGAUAUGUUAUGUCAUCAAAUAAAAUGGAGGUUGUAUUUGAGAUGUAUUGUGAGAAAAUAAUGUAUGUAUACUGCACAAAAUGGUCACAAUUGUGUGAAUUAUUUGUUAUAAAGUAACAGUACUUAUAUGUAUAUUUUUCAAAAAGAGUUAAAUAACCAGUUGGAAUAUUCUGUGAAAUUUUAAUUGUAAUACAUGAUGCCAAUGUCAAAUGUGUUUUGUUUAAUAUGCAAUGUAAAUCUUGAUAUUUCAUCUUGCAUAAAUAUAUUUUGUACAUCUUUUCCUCGUAAUGGAGAGCUCUUAGUAAAUUUUGUAUCAAGAGUACUUCGUAUAGCAAUUUCUGAAUUACAAGAUUCUUAUAUGUGUACACAAUGUUAUAAUCUAUUCCAAAUGUUGGAACAAGCACAAAAGACUGUUUUAAAUAUACGUUGUGAGAUUUUAAAGAUAUACCAUACUAGUGAAAGGAGAAAAGCUAUUAAGCAAUCCAAUGAAAUUAAAUUAAAUUUAAAUACAAAUCUUAUGUUAGAUGAAAGGAAAAUAGAUGUAAAUAAAGGUAAUGAAAAUUUAAAAGAAGAAUCUAAUUUGCAAUCUAUCCAAUUUGAAGAAGUAGUAAAACAACAAAUUCAAGACAAAAUAACAAAUCAGAAUAUUAAUAUCCCAAAUGUAAACUAUAAUACCAAUAUUAAAACUAAUGUAGACACAAAGAAAAGUAUUAAGAAGAAAGUAAAUGGCUGUAUUGAAGUAGACAAUACUCAGUCAUUUGAUUGUAGCAAUAAUCAUAGUAAGGAUGAAAUUUUUAGAAACGAAAUAUUUUGUGGUUCAGUAACAUUAAAUAAUGAUAACAAUGCACAUAAUAUUGCUUCUUCUCAAGAAAAUAUGCAUGCAUUAAAAAUGCAUAUUGAAGAAAAGAAUUAUAUUUCCUCGAUAAAUUCAGAGCAGAAUGAAUCAAAAGGUUUCUUAAAAAUGGAUACUAUUUUUUCUGAUAAUGAAUUACAAGUAGAACACAUUGAUUUUGACUGGCAUGAAUUAGAUGAAAAUGUUACAGAAGUAAAAGAGAACACUGAAAGUACAGCAGUGACAAAAGUGGAACAAAUAAAAGUACCACUGGAAUCAGGAAAAAUACCAAAAUAUAAUUUGAAACCAUUAAAGUAUUCCUGUUCUACUUGUGGGAAAAGAUGGAAGACCUCAACUGAAUUAAAAACACACAUGAAAACUCAUUCUACACUGAGGCCAUAUAUGUGUGAAAAAUGUGGUCAAGCAUAUAAACAUAAACAUGCAUUAGAAGUACAUGUUGGAAUGCAUAAUGGAAUCAAUCCAUUUCAAUGUAAUUUUUGCAAAAAAUGUUUCACACAAAAAGGAGCACUUAUGAGGCAUAUACCAAUGCAUACUGGUGAAAUGCCUUACCAAUGUGAAUUAUGUGGUAAAAGAUUUGUUCAUCAUACUUCAUAUAAUAUGCAUAGAUUAUCACACAGUGGAAAAAAAUCCUACAAAUGUCAUAUGUGUGAUUUAUCUUUACUUUCAACAUCUCAUUUGAAGAGACAUAUGAGAGUUCAUACAGGUGAAAAACCAUACAGUUGCACAUUAUGCGGAAAACGUUUUGCAGAAAGAUAUAAUUUAUUUGCUCAUCAAAAAAUUCAUGAUCCACUUGAAAAUAAAACAAAGAAGACUAAUGAAAUGCAAUACCAAUGUAGUUAUUGCAACUUAAUAUUUGAACAAAAGCAAAAUUUGAAUGAUCAUGUGAAACAUCAUACUAAUUCAAAUAAUGAAUCUGAUUUUAAGAAAUCAUGUUCAGUUUCACAAAUUGAACCAGAAAAUAUUGAAUUAUCCAAAAAAAUAGAUCCUGAACACAAUUUACUACAACAAACUUGGAUUCAAAUGAAUCAUUCUAAAUUAAAUACAAUUGAUAAUCAAACAAGAUUUGUGCUCUUACAGAAUGAUAUUGAUGAAAAUUCUUUUGCAGUUACAUUUAAUGACCAAAAAGUAUCGUUGGAAAGUACAAACUAUAACACAAAUUUACAAGUAAUAGUAGAACCUUUAGGUACAUCACUUUUAAACACUAAUCUUCCUCCUACUGAUAUCAAUUUUAAUAUUUAACGAAAUAAUAUAAUAUUUUAGAAGAAAUAUUUUAAAAAAUCAAUUUAUUUUUUAUCAUAUACAUGAACGAUUCCU